CGUGGACGCCGUUCAACCUUGUUGUGCUUCCAAGACUGACCUAUUUGCUCAGGAGGUCACCGGCACACCAGGCAGCAAGAUGCAGACGAAGGCUUGCAUUGGAAUUCUCUUAUUGCUUGUUACUGAAAGACAAGGUACCUGCAAAAUGGUGAAUCUUACCGCAGAAGCUGAGGAAUACCUCAACAAAUCUGUUCGCCAUGGCUGGAAAACCUGGGGUCUGGAUCAAAAUUACGAGUACUGGACUCACCGACACCAAACUCAAUAUGAGUACCCAAUUCGCGGGACUGUUGACAAAUUUCAGCAAGACAAUCAACGCAGAGGGCCAAAAACGGUCGUGAGCAGAGUUUGUAAGGAGAGGUUCACGUGGAAUUUUGAGAGUGGCAUAUGGAGUCCCUUUCCACUUCUAGUCAAUGUUACUGUUCACCUGAUGAAAGGAGGGAGGCAAGCUUUUCAGUUGGACUUGAACAACGCAACAUCAAUUGUGAAACAGCAACGGCUGGGCGUGAAGAAAACAAAAGUGGCGAUUAUUGAGCUAAAGAAAUGCCAUUUCCACGCUGAAGUUACCUUCGAUGGCUGGUUUGCAUACAAAGUCAAGGAGGUACGGGGAGAUAUGCCUGAUUAUAUGUCUGUAGGUAUCGGACAGCUAAACGACUUAACGAAGGGAUUGAAGAGCGUUGGUCAUCACAAGUUGAAAUACAAUAUGUCAGGCACCUUUAAACACCAACUGGUAUGCACUAAUAAAAUUAAGGUGGGAAGGCCACAACCAAGAACGACCAAGAAGGGCGCCAGCAAAUUGAAAUGACCCCGUUACGUUGUAAUGCAUAUAACAUACUAUCACAAGUUUAGCAUCUUUGACAAUUUGUGCAUUUCUUUCUACGGAUUUCCGUGCUUCAGACAUAAAUCUAAUGAAUGAGCUCGGUUUUGCUUUACUUAACAUAUUUCCUUUCCUAGACUUCGUUCGCAUUUUUCUAUGCCUACGUAUGGGCAUCGCGUAUAUCAAUAAGAACCCUAGCUAUUACGUACGCGCGCUCUUCUGACAGCCUCUUCGCAUACGACGCCUACAACCUUGUGUACCAGAAAUAAAGUUUAUGCGGAA
Dermacentor silvarum is the source of this 1096-nucleotide messenger RNA. RefSeq lists its product as uncharacterized. Bases 80 to 802 code for a protein of 240 amino acids. The record is from RefSeq and is a predicted model, not a curated record. NCBI's taxonomy places the organism in Eukaryota, Metazoa, Arthropoda, Arachnida, Ixodida, Ixodidae. The transcript is spliced from 6 exons.